Photinus pyralis (common eastern firefly) is the source of this 2795-nucleotide messenger RNA. Its product is annotated as gamma-tubulin complex component 2-like. Gene Ontology annotation, molecular function: microtubule minus-end binding; gamma-tubulin binding. The record is from RefSeq and is a predicted model, not a curated record. NCBI's taxonomy places the organism in Eukaryota, Metazoa, Arthropoda, Insecta, Coleoptera, Lampyridae. Gene Ontology annotation, biological process: mitotic cell cycle; meiotic cell cycle; spindle assembly. The transcript has 12 exons. Gene Ontology annotation, cellular component: spindle pole; centrosome; equatorial microtubule organizing center. Bases 155 to 2722 code for a protein of 855 amino acids.
GUUUUGCUUUCAGAACAUUUUCUUUAAGUUGGCAAUAGAUGUAAAUUGGUAGAUUUCUAGUAGUUUUCAACAUUCAGCAGUUGGUGGACCUUUACCUUCGUAAGUGGUUGCACUGAUGUCAACAAAUCGUUAAUUAAAAAUAAAUUUGAAUUCAAUGGCAGAAUUUAAGCUAAUCCAUUUGGUUAAGGAAUUAUUAAACGUAACGGGAGUAAACGAUGAUGCACAUAGCUUUGUGGAGUUGGUGCAAAGGAUGCCCCUUAGGACAGAAAGCAAUACUUACGGAUGUUCUUCUACUAUAUUUCAAAAUGCUGUCCAAAAUUUAGCUCAGGUUGUUCCGAACUCGCAGCUCUUUCUUGAAAAACUUGAAUACCUCAAAGAACGGAAUGUCGAUUCUCUAGGCGAAUAUGUCCAGCUACUCAACUACAUUUCGCAGGAUUCGCGUGUGAAAGAUUUGUUACAAAUGAAGAAAGCUAGAAGUCAGUUCGAAAGUCUGACUACAGAGACGAUGUCUACUAAAGGUGCCAUUGAACAGGUCAAAACACGUGUUAAACGUGCCAGUAAGCUUUUCAAAGGACGUGACCUGGAUAAAAGUUGGUCAGAACGCAAUCUUCAACUAUCAAAAACCUCAUCGAUAACAUCGUGGGUUCAGAGAAGACCGAGUAUGUCUUGGGAUUUCUCUUCUAUCACGUUAACAACCAGUCGAAUGCAGUUGGAAAACAUCCCCGAUAUCUCCCAGGAGAACAUCCUCAUCGAAGACUUGCUAAAUAUUUUAAUUGGCCUACCCGGCUGUUACAUAGAUCCGCUUAAACUACAAGACCAAUAUGCCACCCGCGAGUUUAGCCUAUGUGAUGCCAUUGAUCCAAGCCUAAAAGAUUUACUAAAACAAAUACUUCCACUCGCUUCACAUUAUUCAACCGUGCAACGAUUUACAGAGGAGAAGAUGCGUUUCGAAUUCGGACAAGUUUGUAAUGCACUUGCAGAGAGUAUGAAUUCGUUAAUUAUCGACUACACGCUAUUUGUAACACAAAUGGAAACCGAAUUUCGCUCGGGAAAUUUAAAUCUCCACAAACUGUGGUUUUAUAUCCAGAAAAAUCUGCACAACAUGAGUUUUAUGAGUAACAUUGCGACUUCGAUCAGUAAAUCAGAUGCGAAAGGGGGAAAGGUGCUAAGUUUGCUGCAUGAUCAUAUUACGGGUUACAUUGGCGAUACUCAAGCGCAACAGUUGUGUUUGCAUCUGAUGCAGGCGGCCUGCGUACCAUACAUGAAUAUGCUAGGAAUGUGGAUUUAUAAGGGUAUUAUUUUAGAUCCCAUUAAUGAAUUUUUGAUUGAAGAUAAUGAAAUGGUUCAGAAAGAAGAAAUGCCUGUUGAUUACUCCGCUGAUUAUUGGGAUAAAAAGUAUACUAUUCGAAGAGAACGGAUUCCCACAUUCUUGGAGCCAGUUUCGGACAUUAUUCUGCGAGCAGGAAAAUAUUUGAAUGUGAUUCGGCAGUGCGGUAAAGCAGUCAACCAUAAAGUUGAAUCAAUAGAAUAUAAAAUUGAACAAAAGCAUUACAUUGACGCAAUUGAUAAAGCGUACAAAUUCGCAAGUAUCAAUCUACUCGACUUAGUGCUAAAGGAGAAAGACUUAUUGGGUCGUUUAAAAUCGGUGAAGCACUACUUUCUGUUAGACCAAGGAGAUUUUAUCGUUACGUUUUUAACGUUAUGCGAAAAGGAAUUGAACAAGGACGUCGCCGAUGUUAUCCAAGGACGUUUAGACUCUCUCUUAGAUUUAGCAUUAAGGCUGUCGAGUUCCAAUAACGAUCCAUAUAAAGACGAUUUGUGUACGGAGUUGUUACCUUAUGAUUUACAACAUCAAAUGGUGAAGAUCAAAACUGUCCUGUCGAUUGAGGAGAGGAAUCUCUUCCUGACCGCGCAAAAGAAGACUAAUUUGACUGUGAUUGAAUCUUUCGCCUUCAGCUACGAAGUAAAGUGGCCUUUGUCGCUGAUUUUAAAUCGUAGAUCACUAGCUUGUUACCAAAUGAUAUUCAGGCACUUGUUUUACUGUAAGCACGUCGAACGAAUGAUUUGCCAAGUUUGGCGAUCGAAUAAAGUGGCCAAGUCCUUUCCGUUUCUAUCCGCCAAGCAAUACAGACUCGCCUUCGCUUUGCGACAGCGAAUGCUGCAUUGCAUUCAAAAUCUGGAAUAUCACAUGAUGGUCGAGGUGAUCGAGCCACAUUGGAGCGCAUUUAUGCAAAAAAUAGCCAAGGUCAGCAACGUCGACGAGGUACUCACGUGCCAUUGCGACUUCUUGGACGCAUGCCUGAAGGACUGCAUGUUAACAAUUACAAGUCUGCUGAACACAAUCACAAAUAUACUCGCAAUUUGUGUGAAAUUCUGUAAAUUUAUGCAGCGCACACAGCAGCACUUUGUGGAGGCCGAACUAGAUAUUCUACCAAGUUCGUUCGUCGAUUCUUUUUGUCAGGGCGAGGGCAGCUUAAACAUCACCGACGGCCAACAGCAAACCGAAAAGGUGGAGAGCUUUCGUGAAAGCAUCGCCUCUCUCGAUCUCGAAUUUUCCGAAGCGCUCAAAGAGCUAUUAGAGCAGAUAAACGGUUUGAAUAAGGAGACUAGCGAUCACGAACGGUUGUAUAACUUGCUGUAUCGAUUGGACUUCAACUCGUAUUAUUCCGGACAAUUCGAGAAGUUAGGUCUCAAGAAUGUAAGAAUGAAUAUAUCUGGUUAGUUAAGAUAAUUAAUAGUCGUAUUUAUUUAUAUCGCUUUAUUUUUGAUAAUAUAGAUUUUUUAUGAUUCAAAGA